UGCUGUCUCACUCAUGCUUCCUGGCUUUACUCACAUGCACACAAAGAGAAGAGCUGUAGAGUCUUAGCCACACAUGAAGCAGCUCUGUCUAUUUUAAACCACGCCAGAUUGGAUUCAGGAUAUUUUUGUAUCUCUUGCGGCGUGUGACAGAUUGAAUGUACGAGGUAGAGCCAGAGCAGAGUUUGAUUUCCUUUUGUUUACCUUUUUAUUUGGGAUUUUCCUCUAUCUGACUGUAGGUGAACGUGUGUGUGUGUGUGACAGAGAGAGAAGAGUGAGUGUGUGUGUGAGAGAGAGAGGACCAGGAUGAUUGCGGCCCAGCUACUUGCCUAUUACUUCACUGAACUCAAGGAUGACCAGGUUAAAAAGAUCGAUAAGUACUUGUACUCCAUGCGUUUCUCUGAUGAGACGUUACUGGACAUCAUGCAGCAGUUUCGGAGAGAGCUGGUCAAAGGACUGGGACGGGAUACUAACCCCACUGCUGCGCUGAAGAUGCUGCCAACAUUUGUGCGGUCAAUCCCUGAUGGCUCAGAGAAGGGAGAUUUCAUUGCAUUGGAUUUGGGAGGCAGUAACUUCAGGAUCCUCCGCGUCAAAGUGAGCCAUGAGAAGAAACAGACUGUUCAGAUGGAGAGUAAAAUCUAUGACACACCAGAGGACAUCAUUAACGGCAGUGGAACAAGACUGUUCGACCAUGUGGCAGAGUGUCUUGGGGACUUCAUGGAAAAACAGAACAUCAAAGACAAGAAACUUCCAGUUGGUUUUACCUUCUCCUUCCCCUGCCAGCAGACCAAACUAGAUGAGGGCUAUCUGCUAACAUGGACAAAGCGUUUCAAGGCCAGUGGAGUGGAGGGCAUGGACGUUGUCAAGCUGCUCAACAAAGCUAUUAAGAAACGAGGAGACUAUGAUGCUGACAUCAUGGCAGUAGUAAAUGAUACUGUGGGAACGAUGAUGACCUGUGGUUUCGAUGACCAGCGCUGUGAAGUCGGCAUUAUCAUUGGUACAGGUACCAAUGCGUGCUACAUGGAGGAACUGCGUAACAUUGACCUGGUGGAGGGAGACGAGGGCAGGAUGUGUGUCAACACUGAGUGGGGAGCCUUCGGAGACGACGGCAGGCUGGAAGACAUCAGGACAGAGUUUGACAGAGAGAUAGACCGAGGCUCUAUCAACCCUGGCAAGCAGCUAUUUGAGAAGAUGGUCAGUGGUAUGUACAUGGGGGAGCUGGUUCGUCUCAUCCUGGUGAAGAUGGCCAGAGAGGGCCUGCUGUUUGAGGGAAGGAUCACCCCUGAGCUUCUCACAAAGGGAAAGAUUGAGACCAAACACAUCUCAGCUAUAGAGAAGAGUAAGGAGGGGUUAUCCAAGACCAGAGAGAUUUUAACCAGACUUGGUGUGGAGCCAUCCACUGACGACUGCGUUGCUGUGCAGCAUGUUUGUACCAUUGUGUCUUUCCGCUCUGCCAACCUAAUAGCUGCCGCACUGGCAGGCAUCCUACUGAGGCUUAAGGAGAACAAAGGCGUGGCACGACUCCGAACCACUGUAGGCAUCGAUGGAUCUCUAUACAAGAUGCACCCACAAUAUGCUCGCCGUCUUCAUAAGACAGUCCGUCGUUUGGUGCCGGACACUGAUGUUAGGUUCCUCCUCUCAGAGAGUGGCAGUGGAAAAGGAGCAGCCAUGGUGACAGCCGUGGCCUAUCGACUCGCCGAACACUCACGAGAAAUUGCCCAAACACUAUCCGAAUUCCGCCUGACCACCGAACAGCUGCUGGAGGUAAAGAAGCGAAUGAGGAUAGAGAUUGAAAAUGGCCUUUCAAAGAGCACCCAGGACACUGCUACGGUGAAAAUGCUGCCAACCUUUGUACAAAGCACUCCUGAUGGCUCAGAGCAUGGUGACUUCCUGGCUUUGGAUUUAGGUGGAACCAACUUCAGAGUUCUGUUGGUCAAGAUUCGUUCUGGCAAGAGGAGAACAGUGGAGAUGCAUAACAAGAUCUACGCUAUUCCUCUCGAAGUGAUGCAGGGCACGGGAGAGGAGUUGUUUGAUCACAUUGUGCAGUGUAUCAGUGACUUUCUGGACUACAUGGGGAUGAAGAACACUCGUCUUCCCCUUGGCUUCACCUUCUCGUUCCCCUGCCGACAGACCAGCCUGGACGCUGGCAUCCUUGUGACAUGGACCAAGGGCUUCAAGGCGACAGACUGUGAAGGAGAGGAUGUGGUGGGACUGUUGAGGGAUGCCAUUAAGAGGAGAGAGGAAUUUGACCUGGAUGUAGUGGCCGUAGUGAACGAUACAGUAGGAACCAUGAUGACCUGUGCCUAUGAAGAACCCACCUGUGAGAUUGGACUCAUCGCCGGCACUGGCAGCAAUGCAUGUUACAUGGAGGAGAUGAGGAACGUUGAGAUGAUAGAGGGAGACGAGGGACGGAUGUGUGUCAACAUGGAGUGGGGGGCUUUCGGAGACAACGGAUGCCUUGAUGACAUUAGGACAGAGUACGACCGUGCUGUGGAUGACUUCUCCCUUAAUCCAGGCAAACAAAGAUAUGAGAAAAUGUGCAGUGGCAUGUAUCUUGGCGAAAUUGUACGGAACAUCCUGAUUGAUAUGACCAAGAGAGGAUUCCUAUUCAGGGGACAGAUUUCUGAAACACUGAAGACCAGAGGCAUCUUUGAAACAAAGUUCCUCUCACAGAUCGAGAGUGACAGAUUGGCUUUGCUGCAGGUGAGAUCCAUCCUGCAACACUUGGGGCUGGACAGCACCUGUGAUGACAGUAUCAUAGUCAAAGAGGUAAGCUAUAAACAGAUACAUAUGUGUGUGCAAAGCCUUGUGUGA
Molecule: messenger RNA, 2811 nt
Organism: Morone saxatilis (striped sea-bass)
Lineage: Eukaryota; Metazoa; Chordata; Actinopteri; Moronidae
Product: hexokinase-1-like
Exons: 19
Coding region: 304-2811 (835 amino acids)
Biological process (GO): glycolytic process; glucose 6-phosphate metabolic process; intracellular glucose homeostasis
Cellular component (GO): cytosol; mitochondrion
Molecular function (GO): fructokinase activity; mannokinase activity; glucokinase activity
Source: RefSeq, a predicted model, not a curated record